UGUUUUAUAAAUUUGUGGGAGUUUACUAAAUACUUUGUUGUUGUGUUUUAAAAAUUUGUUGACACUGUCAAGUUAAAAGUAAUUUGGGAAAAUAUCGUUAUAAUACAAUGGAGAAAUUGAAUGGAAAAAAUCAAGUUGAUUUCAUUUAUAAUUAUAAGAAUUAUAAUGACGAAGACAGUUCUGUAAGAAUAGGUAUCGAGCUGCCCUUUGAUGCGGAGAAUGAAUGCCUCGACGAAUUAGUUACACGUCUUUUAAAUGACAUGGACCCAAUGCAGCGUUAUCUGGAUGAAAAUAUAUUAGCACUGAAAGCUGCUCUACGCCAGUUUAUUCAAGAGGAAAAUCAAAAAUUCCUGGAUAACUUCGCAGAACAACUAUUGGAACAAGCGCGUCAAAAUGAAUUUGAUUUGGAAGCGGUGAUUCGAAAAACUGAGCGACACUAUAAAGAUGAGAUAAUACAAUUUGCUGAUCGCGUUGGACCAAGUGAUGAAGAUAUAUUUGCACAAAGUUUUCAUCGAUUAGUGCACUCAUCUUCUUUGGAGGAAAUACUAAAACGGGAAGGAGCGUAUGCAAAAGUUAUAUCAGAUAUAACUACUCAAAUGGAUCGAGAAGUGGAGACUUUAAACUCAGCACAACAACAAGAGAUGGAUUCAAAAAUUAAACAAUUGGAUAUAACAACUACACCGGAUGAUAUUAAUAAUCUGUUGGCUCAGCAAUAUAGCACACAAAAUUAUAUACGCCAACGUUAUGAAUCCGAAUUGCAAGCAAAGCGCGGACAUCAACGUAAUGAAUAUCGCAAUUGGAUUACCAGUCAGGUUGGCAAAAUUUUUGAAAGCUCUCCCGCGACCACGCCCCUCGGCAAUCGUUCAUCUAUGUUUAUAUCCCAGCAACCAUCAAUGGAGGAGAGUUUCACUAUACAUUUGGGUUCGCAACUCAAACACAUGCAUAAUAUACGCAUUUUAAGUGCAGAUGUAACCGAUCUCUGUAGUCCCCUGCACGUGGACGAAAGUUUGAAUGGGCUAAAUAUGGCGUUGGGUCUAUAUUCGAGCUCUUUAUGCGGCGUAGUUGUACUCACGCCGUCCAUACAGGCACAAGCUAACAAGAGUAUUAUUAAAAAUGCAAAUAUGUCAACGGAAUUUCACUUUGAUCAGAUUGAUGACCAGCUGGAGAAGAUUGAGAAACAAAUAUUUACGCUCAGCGUUAAUGACUCACCGACGCCAAGUAUGCAAAGUUAUAAUAGUGCAACAAAUGGUAGUGGUGUUGGUGAUAUAUCAAUGCCAAAUAAUAAUGGUAGUGGAACCAGCAGCUCAGGUGGCUCACCUACCAAGACAGCCACAACGAAAUUAAAGACUGGUGAUUUUUUUAUAACCAAACACUCGAAUCUCUCACAAUCGCACGUUAUUUUUCACCUCAUUUCUGAUGAACCCAUUAAUAGUCCCAGUGAGAUUAAUUCCCGUCAUCCGGUCAUACUGGGUUUGCGGAAUAUUUUGAAAACAGCAAGUCGCCAUGAUGUUACAACACUUACAAUACCCGCAUUGCUACGUCAUGAAAUGUCCGAGGACAUGACGGUGCAAUGGUGUAUGCGGCGUGCUGAGUUGGUUUUUAAAUGCGCCAAGGGGUUUAUGAUUGAAUCGGCAUCGUGGGGUGGCGCGGAAUUGAGCACAUUACAAUUGCUAUUGCCACAUGAUAUCUCAGAGGAACUAUUUACAACAUUAGCAGGCAUGGUGCCGAAUGUAUUUCGCGUUGCCAAUCCUAAGAUACUCGUUGAUAGUAAUAAGUGAAAUGUAUAGGUUUACCAGGAACGUAAUCUUCUUGUUGAGUCAAAAUAAAAAUGUAUUGUUAUUCUCAAAAAAAUUCCAU
Molecule: messenger RNA, 1857 nt
Organism: Ceratitis capitata (Mediterranean fruit fly)
Lineage: Eukaryota; Metazoa; Arthropoda; Insecta; Diptera; Tephritidae
Exons: 7
Coding region: 108-1778 (556 amino acids)
Cellular component (GO): cytoplasm
Source: RefSeq, a predicted model, not a curated record